AUGCUUCAAGGAGAGCUUCAAUCGGUUGCCUUCUUCACCCGUAUGGCAAAGGGGAGCGAGACGCUGAGCAUGGCGUCGGAGGUGGAUCACUUUCAGAGGAUCCUCGACUUGGAGCAGGAGCUGAGAGAGCUUGAGGAUGAACGAGAGAAGGAAGUCAGCAGCCUGUACGGCGGGCCGUCGGUCAAUCACUUCUCCUCCUUCGUCCAGGAGCUAGAGGACACGGAGUCCGAUGAGGAGGGAGGUGUCAAGUACUUUGCUAGGAAACAGGCGACAAGACAGCCGACCAGCAGCGACGAGAAAGCGAGUCGGAGCCAUGCCGAGCAGCCGAAGAACGUGAAGUUUGAGAUGGAAACGUUUGCCUGGGACAGGCAGCACAGCUCCGUGUCGUCCUACGAGCGUUAUCUUGAGAUGAGGAGGAAGGCUGAAGCUUCCGCUCUGAUCCGAUCGAGGAGAGAGGCGGCUGUUGUUGAGGAGGAGGAGCGGAGGAAACCUGUUCAACGCUGGUCUCGCCGGCGCGAAGUUACGAGCACUGCUGGGUUGCAAGGAACGGACGAGGUGAUUCGAGGUCGAAACAGGGAGAGUGAGGAUGCGGACUGCGACGAUGCCUCGAGACUCAGUAACGGAGCUGAAGGAUCUCUCAGCAGUCGCUCGAGGGAGGAGGACGAGGAGGAGGAAAGAAUAAGGGGUGUGGUUGGUGCGAACGAUCUCGUCAAUGAUGUGGGGAGGUAUGGCAAGAGGCGGCCAGCACGAUCGGAGGAGGGAGAGGCUCCGAAGGUGGAGACUGCAGCAAUGAGGGCAAACGGACGAGAUUGGAAUGUCAAGAUGAGCUUGCAAGGGUUGAAAGGACGAGCAGACACGGUGAAGAGAAACGCGUGCUCGCUGGUUGAGCUGAUCCCCAUGGAGCAGAGCCGGAGAGCACCAGCAGGAAGAGGAUCGUCGGCAGCUUGCCUUCUGGAGGAUGAUGACAUGGACGCUCCCGCGAUAUGGAACAUGAGGAAGGAGGCGAAGGUGCCCCGGCCGACUGAUUGGCAAGGAGAGCGAGGUCAGGACAAGGAUAAAGAGAGGCUGUCCCAUGGAGUGAGAGUUAAGAUCUUUGGAUUGAAGAAGAAUCUCGACUUCAACGGAUGCACUGGAGUGGUGAAGGCGUUCGAUGAAGAAUCCUCGUGCUAUCAGGUGUUGGUAGAGAAAGAUCACUCGCUUGGAUGGAUUGGUCGAGAUCAUCUGAAGCUGGAGGGAGAGGAAGAGGAGAAACAACUGCCUUCCUCGUCGUAA
Molecule: messenger RNA, 1272 nt
Organism: Guillardia theta CCMP2712
Lineage: Eukaryota; Cryptophyceae; Pyrenomonadales; Geminigeraceae
Exons: 9
Coding region: 1-1272 (423 amino acids)
Source: RefSeq, a predicted model, not a curated record